AUGAAUGCGACGACACCGGCAUUGAUCCCACCCUUCCGGUUCAGCACUGUGCAGCAGGGUUUGUAUCGUGGAUCGUACCCGACACUCAAGAACUUUCGAUUCUUGCGUCGCUUAAAUCUGAAAACGGUGGUGUCGGUGAUCCCGGAAUUGCCCACGAGCGACUUGGUAGAGUUUUGCAUGAAUGAGAAGAUCACAUUACUGCAUUUCUACGCCGAGAAGUUCACAUCCGACAAUGUAACGGUGCCACCUGCUACGGCAGCGAAAAUUGUGGAGAUAGUAGUGCAGCAGAAGAACCUUCCACUGUAUAUUCACUGUCUAGAUGGGGCCAAUGUGACGGGUAUUGUCGUCAUGAUCCUCCGUAAGCUUCAGAACUGGACCAAGUUGGCCACAGUUUCAGAGUUUUGCAGGUUCACACGGGACCAUGGUAUUGAAAAAGACGAGUCCGAGUACUUGGCUGUCUUUUCCGAAGAGAUCGUGGUCACAGCCGAUGUCCCAGCGUGGCUAUGGAAUGGCGUAUGCGUGACAAAACACCCGACAAUGAUCGUGCAUCAGCCUGAUUUAGAGCUCGCAGGUGCCAACAUGCUGGAUGCUGCAGGAAACUCGAAUAAUGGCACGCCGAACCUCAAGUGGGAGACAAAAGUCGAUAAAACCGAGGCUAUUCUGCGUCAAUUUGAGGAAGCCAGUCGCAACCGAAUUGGAGAAGUAACCGAAGGAAGCGACGAGGUGGAGACGAUUAUCGAAGAAGCACUGCAGGACCUUCCGCUUACUCGGUCGCUCGAAGCGUUGGAUCUAGCAGGAGUGUAA
Peronospora farinosa is the source of this 804-nucleotide messenger RNA. The record is from the annotation of a GenBank genome assembly. NCBI's taxonomy places the organism in Eukaryota, Oomycota, Peronosporomycetes, Peronosporales, Peronosporaceae.